GAAAGCCGACUCAUCUGCUCUUCUUUCUCUCUCGUUCUCUGCAGCCUGCCAGGACCACCUGAGACUAGUGGUGAGCUAGUCGCAGCACCCUCGGCUGUACCCAGCAUCUCCCGUCUUCUUCUUCCUCUGCCUAUUCCCAUCAUCUUCUGCCUCGUCUUUCCUGCUUCUCGUGGGAAUCAAACGUCGUGAUGUCUCUCUCCGCCUCUCCUGCCCCCUUCCUCCUCUUCUUCCUCUUCCUCCUUCCACUGCCACCCUGCCAGCCAGAGUCCCAGCGCAGUGACCCCAGCAUGAACCCUGACCCAAGAACAGCCUUGCCCUCCAUAUUUCCCUCCUCCUCCGUCCUGCCUUCCUUAUCUAAUGAUAACAGUACAUCACCCAGCAUUGGGGAUAAGUGUGAUGAGGUGACCGUGUGCAAGCCGGGCAUCCUGUUACCUGUCUGGUACCCCGAAAACCCUGGAGUCGGUUACCAGGUGGCCAGAGCUGUGGUCUACUUCCUGUCACUCAUGUACAUGUUCCUGGGAGUGUCCAUCAUUGCUGACCGCUUCAUGGCAUCCAUAGAGGUCAUCACAUCUCAGGAGAAGGAGGUGACCAUCACUAUGCCUAACGGGGAAACGUCACUGAUGACGGUUCGGAUCUGGAAUGAAACAGUGUCCAAUCUGACGCUCAUGGCUCUGGGCUCCAGCGCUCCAGAGAUACUGCUCUCUGUUAUAGAGGUGUGUGGUCACGAAUUCAAGGCUGGCCAGUUGGGUCCAGGAACCAUCGUCGGCAGUGCUGCCUUCAACAUGUUUGUGAUCAUCGGGAUCUGCGUCUGGGUGAUCCCCAACGGCCAGAGCCGGAAGAUCAAACAUCUGCGGGUGUUCUUCAUCACCGCGUUCUGGAGCAUCUUCGCCUACAUCUGGCUCUACCUUAUCCUGUCUAUCAUAUCGCCGGGUGUCGUGGAGGUGUGGGAGGCCCUGGUCACCCUGCUCUUCUUCCCUGUCUGCGUCAUCCUGGCUUGGAUCGCUGAUCGGCGCCUGCUCUUCUACAAAUACAUGGGCAAGCGUUACCGAGCCGACAAGCGCCACGGCAUCGUUGUCGAGACUGAAGGGGAUGUAACUGUGUUUUGUUUCUGUUGUUUAGGUGGUCUGGGAGAGAACACUUUCUAUGUGGACUACAGAACAGAAGAUGGUUCAGCCAACGCUGGAUCAGAUUACGAAUACACCGAAGGAACGCUGGUGUUCAAGCCUGGAGAGACUUGCAAAGAGAUCAAGAUUGGCAUAAUCGAUGAUGACAUAUUUGAAGAGGACGAGCACUUCUUUGUCCGCCUGUUGAAUUUGCGCGUUGGUGACGCAGAGGGGAUGUUUGAAAGCGACGAAGUGGGCGCCACACCCAAAGCUCGCUUAGUUGAGCCCCUGGUUGCCACGGUGACUAUCCUGGAUGACGACCAUGCUGGCAUCUUCACGUUUAGCGAACGAAUGGUACGCGUGAGUGAGAGCGUGGGCACAAUGGAGUUGACGGUGGUGCGCAACUCGGGCGCCCGUGGCACAGUCAUCCUGCCGUACCACACCGAGUCAGGCACCGCCAAGGCUGGAGAAGACUUCGAGGAAGCGCGAGGAGAGCUGGAGUUCACCAACGACCAGACCAGUCUCACCCUGGGGGAUGAAUUCAUGGUUCACAACGCUCUGAUUGUCAAAAAUGACGAGCAGGCUCCUGGUCUUCCUGUCACCAGGAUCACAAACUGGACUCUUCUUGUUUGUGCUUUCAUUGUGGAGUUUUGUUUUGAUUGUGCUUUCCCUCCUGACUGUUCGCUGGUACUUACUGCUCUUCUUUUCUUGUCCACACGCCCUCCUCUCUCUGUUUUCUUCACAGCUCUGCUGCUCAGCCAAGAGGGGACGGAGGGGCAGAUGACUGCUGAGGAGGAGGAGGCUCGGAGGAUAGCAGAGAUGGGGAAGCCCAUCCUGGGAGAGCACAGCCGCCUGGAGGUGGUCAUUGAAGAGUCGUAUGAGUUCAAGAGCACUGUUGACAAGCUCAUUAAGAAGACCAACUUGGCGCUGGUUAUCGGCACACACUCCUGGAGGGAACAGUUUGUGGAGGCGGUCACUGUCAGUGCAGACACCUUUGCUAGCAAAGUGGCUGCCAUCCAGGACCAGCAUGCGGACGCAUCGGUUGGGAACGUCACCGGCAGCAACGCAGUUAACGUGUUCCUGGGGAUCGGAGUGGCGUGGUCCGUGGCUGCCGUGUACUGGAGAAUCAAAGGGAAGGAGUUCCAGGUGGAUCCUGGAUCACUGGCGUUCUCCGUCACGCUCUUCACCAUCUUCGCGUUCAUCUGCAUGUUCGUGCUGUUGUUCAGACGCCGGCCCUCCAUCGGCGGAGAGCUCGGCGGCCCGAAAGUGUCCCGCCUCCUGACCACCCUCCUGUUCCUGGGUCUGUGGUUCCUCUACAUCCUCUUCUCCAGCCUGGAGGCCUACUGUCACAUCAACGGCUUUUAAAGAGGAGAUGAAGAAUGUUCCAGAAGAAUUUUUGCACAGCAGCACACACAAAAUCUUUGACUGUCAGUCUAUUCGGUCCACGGUUUAACACAAAGUGUAAG
Molecule: messenger RNA, 2569 nt
Organism: Neolamprologus brichardi
Lineage: Eukaryota; Metazoa; Chordata; Actinopteri; Cichliformes; Cichlidae
Source: RefSeq, a predicted model, not a curated record